CUAUAUAUUUUAGCAUAAGCUUCUCAUCCAACACUCUUUCCACUCAACUUUUGGUUUUUAAUUAGAAUUAAAAAAAAAAAAUGGAAUUGCUUCUUCGCCUGCUUGUAGCUCAAGUAAUCAUGUUGGCUUUAUCAUGUUCAUUUGUAUCUUCUUACGACCCAAAUCCUCUUCAAGACUUUUGUGUUGCCGCCAACGAAACUAAUAGAGUGUUCGUGAAUGGAAAAGUCUGUAAAGAUCCAAAAUCAGUAACGGCAAAUGAUUUCUCUUAUUCGGGAUUAAACAUGGCGAGAAACACAACCAGCUUCAUUGGUUCUAAUGUCACAACCGUAGAUGUCAACAAAAUCCCUGGCCUCAACACCCUCGGAGUCUCCCUCGCUCGCUUAGACUUUGCUCCGGGAGGUCAAAACCCACCGCACAUACAUCCACGCGCCUCUGAAAUACUCAUGGUAGCCAAAGGAAAACUCCUGGUUGGGUUUGUUUCUUCGAACCAAGACAACAAUAGACUUUUCUCCAAGGUUCUUAAGCGUGGAGACGUUUUUGUGUUUCCCAUUGGUUUGAUACAUUUUCAAAUGAACGUUGGGAGGACGAGGGCGGUCGCGUUUGCUGGGUUUGGGAGCCAGUUUCCUGGCACCAUCACGAUCGCCGACGCGGUUUUUGGAUCGGACCCUUCGAUUCCUCGAGAGGUUUUGGCUAAAGCUUUUCAGUUAGACGCAAACUUGGUUAGAUUUCUCCAGAUAGUGUUUGGUCCUGCAUUAUGGUCGUAGGAUAUUUUUAUGGUAAUAAGUUUUUACGAUGGAUGAUAAUAUAAUAAGUAGGAAAAAAAUUACAUGAUUGGCUACAAAUUAUUGUAUAUAAUUUGUUACCGAGUAAAAUUAAAACAAUAUAUUAUGUGUCAAUAUGUAAGGGGGUUCUUUAACAAAAAAAAUAAAAAUAUGUAAGGGUUUUUAUUUUUUA
Messenger RNA from Capsella rubella, 954 nucleotides. RefSeq names its product germin-like protein subfamily 1 member 6. Gene Ontology annotation, molecular function: manganese ion binding. The transcript has 2 exons. Bases 81 to 764 code for a protein of 227 amino acids. The record is from RefSeq and is a predicted model, not a curated record. Gene Ontology annotation, cellular component: cell wall. NCBI's taxonomy places the organism in Eukaryota, Viridiplantae, Streptophyta, Magnoliopsida, Brassicales, Brassicaceae.